Molecule: messenger RNA, 2736 nt
Organism: Cryptotermes secundus
Lineage: Eukaryota; Metazoa; Arthropoda; Insecta; Blattodea; Kalotermitidae
Gene: csw
Product: tyrosine-protein phosphatase non-receptor type 11
Exons: 11
Coding region: 340-2040 (566 amino acids)
Biological process (GO): protein dephosphorylation
Molecular function (GO): protein tyrosine phosphatase activity
Source: RefSeq, a predicted model, not a curated record
GUGAGGGUCAUAGAAGAGUCCUUCGCUUGCUGCUGACAAGUCAGUGUGUGUCGAAUGAUAGUGGGCAGUGUUUGUUCCGUCAUAGGCGAAUUAUUGCUUGGUUAGGGUUAGCCCCUCGAUCGUGUGGAGACAAAUUUUUCUUGUCAUUUCCGCUCACGACUGUUAAAUUCACGUAUUUCUCGAUGACAUUGUGCAGACAUGAUGAAAUGCGAUGACAUUGAUCAGUGCACGUGACACAUUUGAAGUUGCUCAACUUGGUUGAGAGAGACACGGUUUGGUAGUUUGUGGUUGAGACGGGGUGCAGCAACUUGAUCAGUCCCACAGUUUGAAUUGUUGUGAAUGCCAUUCACUCGGUCAACAACAGUGUGUGCGGUGGAUGUGCCUUCUGUACUGGCUCUGCCUGCUGCACGCAUCAUAAUCUCCACUGCUUUGCGUGACCUACGAACAGCUGCUGUUCUCUUCAAGUGGUUCCAUGGCCAUCUAUCAGGCAAGGAGGCAGAGAAGUUGAUACUGGAAAAGGGGAAGAAUGGAAGUUUCUUGGUUCGAGAGUCCCAGAGCAAACCUGGAGACUAUGUAUUGUCAGUUCGCACAGAUGACAGGGUCACUCAUGUCAUGAUACGCUGCCAGGAUAACUGUUAUGAUGUUGGUGGAGGGGAGAGAUUUGAUAGUUUGAGUGAACUCAUAGAACAUUACAAGAAGAACCCAAUGGUGGAAACAAGUGGAACUGUCGUCCAUCUGAAGCAGCCAUUUAAUGCUACACGCAUCAAUGCAAGUGGCAUUGAUAGUCGUGUGAAAGAGCUGCAGAAAGAGAAUGGGCAGUUGACAGGAAAGGCAGGAUUCUGGGAGGAAUUUGAGUCAUUGCAGCAGCAGGAGUGUAAACACUUGUUUUCCAGGAAGGAGGGACAGAAAACAGAAAACAGAAACAAGAAUCGCUACAAGAACAUUCUACCAUUUGAUCAUACUCGGGUGAAGUUGAAAGAUGUGGAUCCAAAUGUUCCGGGUGCAGAGUACGUCAAUGCAAAUUAUAUUAAGCCGGAGGAGGAACUCUUCCAAGAUGGACACCCCAAAUACUACAUUGCAACACAAGGUUGUCUUCCGAGCACUAUGUCAGACUUCUGGGACAUGGUCUGGCAGGAGAAUACUCGUGUCAUUGUCAUGACCACCAAGGAGAUUGAGCGAGGCAAGAACAAGUGUGUGCGCUACUGGCCCGAGGAGUGCCAAGGGAAGGAGUAUGGCAAAACAAAAGUGCGCAAUUUGUCAGAAUCUUCUACAGCUGAUUACACACUACGAGAGUUCCUUGUGUCAAGAGAAGGGUCAAGUGAAGAAGAGAGGAAGGUGUACCAUUAUCACUUCCAGGCGUGGCCAGAUCAUGGUGUGCCCUCAGAUCCUGGGUGCGUACUGAACUUCCUGCAUGAUGUGAAUGCACGACAGGAGUCUGUCGCAAAUGCUGGCCCAGUGCUUGUUCACUGCUCGGCUGGUAUUGGUCGCACAGGCACAUUCAUUGUGAUUGACAUGAUCCUGGAUCAAAUUAAACGGCAGGGCCUUGACUGUGAGAUUGACAUUCAGCGGACAAUACAGAUGGUUAGGUCACAGCGAUCUGGCAUGGUCCAGACUGAAGCGCAGUACAAAUUUGUUUACCUGGCUGUGCAGCACUAUAUUGAGACUGUGUCACAGAGGAUGCAGGCUGAGCAGAAGAGCCUGCAAUUGGGGCGAGAGUAUACUAACAUUCGCUAUUCAAGUGAGGCGCAGACAGCUGCAGGAGUGAGCGACACAGCACGUGUGGGAGGGCUAACACUUACCCUGUCUCGUUCCACAACCUCUCUCCCCACUACACCUAGCUCGGCAGGAACCAGAGACAACAAGCGUGGUCCAUCCAGAGCUUCCUCUGAUGCUCAUCUUCCAAGGCCACCUGAUGAAGUUCCAAAGCAGAUAUAUGAGAAUAUUCCAUUGAAGGAACGCAAGUUGUCUGCCAAUAGCUACAAUAUUGGACCACCUCCUAGCUUUGCUCCUCCACCUCCACCACCACCACGAAAAACGUGACACAUGUUUCUGUCACCAUCGUAUGAGAACUCUACAGACUGAGUGUGAUGUGGCUGUUUUAUAUUGCUUGGCACAUGGUGCUUCUGUGUUCCCAGGGUCAUGGCACUGUGAGAAAGAUGAGGGCCUAGUGAAAUAGGAACUAGUUAUGUAAUUGUGAGAGAUAUUUAUUUCUUUUAAGGACUGGCAGUUUCAGUUUUGUUACACCCAUUGCUGACUGCAUCAGGUAAGUGUUGAACUGUGAUAAGGAAGAACAUUCUUCUGCACAAAGCUUUGUACUUGUAGGUUCGAACCAUUCCAAAUUCUUUCUCCAUUGCAGUUAUUUAUAUGUACAUGUUUAUUAAAGACUAACUUGUAAGUCAAGAGCCAUGAGCCUGGGAUUUGAAAGAAAUAUUUUGACUGAUUAUGUGUCAAUAAUCUGAGUGAACAAUUUGGCUUCUGUUCAUUUUUAGAGCAAUAGUUAAGUUUUUCUACAGUGUAUGCACUUCUUUUAUGUGAUAUUGGGCUGGUGUUUUGUAAUGUAUGGCCAUCUUACAGAAUGUAACGGGCAUGUUAUUAAUUAGAUUACAAUAUUGAACUGUUUUAAGUUUGGUAGUACAAUGGUUGAGAAUUAAAAGUAACAUAAGGAUAUGCGAAAGAGUUUGGACACAAAAUAUUGGCAUUCUGAUUGAUUGUAGUAAAGGCCAUUUCCUUCACUGA